This is a messenger RNA of Lolium perenne, 2456 nucleotides long. Lineage: Eukaryota; Viridiplantae; Streptophyta; Magnoliopsida; Poales; Poaceae. The record is from RefSeq and is a predicted model, not a curated record.
GCUUCAAAAGCUUUUCAUUUCAAGAGCGGAGACUGAAGAGAGCGUACUGCUUCAGGCUUCUCUUCCUCCAAGACUCACUUCUUCUGCAGAGACCUCGGGAGCUGGAUCACUCGAGCUCGAUUUCAGAGGAUAGGAGAGCCAUAGGUGUGAGGACCUGAACAUUCGAUCAGCUCCUGCCCCUUCUUUGUGCGUGUGCUGAGAAUCAUUUUGAUCAGCUCAAGUUUCAGAUCCUCUUACCAAUUGUUCGUUUCUUUCUUUCUUUCUGAGGAGUGGACACUGGAACUCUCAUAAACUACUCUCACAAGAAUUCAGAAAUAGCCUACUUCGAUUUCUUCUUCUCUUGCCCUUACGAGAUGUUCUGUUGGACAGGAGAUGCUUAGAAUUAAGUGUUUAGGAAAGAAAACACGGGUAUUACUAUGUGUAUGUCUUUUUUCUUCUUUUUCAGCCCCGUAGCAUUAUAUAUUUUUAGCAGCGGUGAUGCACUUAUUUUCUGUCUAAAAAGGAUAUACCGAGUCUCACUUCGUUGUUGGAGCAAAAUAAAUGGAAGGACCGAAAGUAUCAAGUACUACCUGGACUUUUUCCUUCAAAAGGCCCAAGAUAUAAAGUACUAAUUGAUUUUUUUUCUCCUUCAAAGGACCCAAAAUAUAAAGUACUAAUUAAUUGAAUCACUUGCCUUACGUUAUGCCUCAGGUUUCUUCUGUCUAUUUAUUGCAACAUCUUCCUGAAUCUGCCUUGAAUUUACAUAACUGAAUUUCACAGUACAAAACUUGAGAUUAUUGUGUUUCGAGCUUUCUCCUCUCUAAUCUUGGCUUCUGAAGUCAAAGCAGGGGACACAUGGUUGAUGGCGCCCCUGGAGUCAGGUUCUUCACAGCUCUUCUUCAACAGCAAUGUCAUCGACAACACAUUUGAUAUCUAUGAGUGCAAUAGCAUGGCGGGCACUGAAGCUAUGCUAGGUCAUAGCCGGUUUUCUCGGCCUCCGUGCACUAAUAAUGUCCCUGAUCCACCUCCGUUACCUGGAACUUCUUAUGGCAAGCAGAGAACUUCCAGAAAUGCAAAGGCUUGUUGUAUUCAUGUCUCUGAAGUGGUCCAGGACUCCUGGACCAAGUUAUUCUUAGAGGGAUAUCAAGCCGAUGUCUCUAUCUCGACCGAUGAUGGAUCCAAGAUUUUAUCACAUUCGUGCAUUCUUGGCAUCAGAUCUCCUGUUUUAAGAACCAUGCUGGAACAAGCCACAGUACAGCAUGGUUUCAGACAUAUCCUGAUUCCUGGUGUACCAUCAGAAGCGGUCCAUGUCUUCAUCAGAGACCUAUAUUCUUCACGUUUCAAGCAGGAUGAGAUGAAGAAAUAUGCUCUCCACUUGCUUGUACUGUCUCACGCUUUCUCGGUACCAUCCCUGAAGAUUGUCUGCACCGACCAACUUGAGAGAUUUUUUCUUGCUCCUGAUAACGUGGUAGACAUGCUACAACUGGCUAGACUAUGUGAUGCACCAAGGCUCUCGCUCGUCUGUACACGUAUGAUCAUUGGAGAUUUCAAGACUAUCUCUCUGUCGGAAGGGUGGAAGGUGAUGAGACAGAUCAACCCAAGCCUAGAACAAGAGCUUCUUGAGUCUCUUGUUGAAGUGGAUACAAGAAGGCAAGAAAGAACUAAAAGGAUGGAGGAAAAGAAGGUUUAUCUCCAACUACAUGAAGCUAUGGAAGCCCUUGUUCAUAUAUGCCGAGACGGAUGUAGGACAAUUGGUCCCUGGGAUCAAAAACUCAAGGGCAGUCAAGCUGCUUGCCAGUUUCCUGCCUGCAAGGGUGUUGAGCUGCUCGUGCGCCAUUUCGCGGCAUGCAAAAUGCGGGUGCCUGGUGGCUGCGCCAACUGCAAGCGCAUAUGGCAACUUCUUGAGCUGCAUUCUUGCAUGUGUCCCACAACAGACACCUGCAGGGUUCCUCUAUGCAGGCAUUUUAGAAUGAAAAUGCAACAGCUGGGCAAGAAAGAAAAGAUAAAAUGGGACAUUUUGGCGUGUAAGGUGCUAGAGAGCAAAGGAACAAUCAGUUCCAUCCCAACAAGGAGAAAGCUAACAUCCAAGGCAGUUGGAAGUUGCCCUGUAGUUUGACAGCGAAGAUGUUCCUUCGGACAUCUGAGCAUGUGAAUCAUUUUAGCAAACUAAGAUGGCUACACUAAGUACUACUGUGAACUAUUUUAGUACUUAGUAGUAGCUUCCAAUGGAGGAUCAAAGCUGAAUUCAGACAAUGGUGUCUCCAAGUUCAUGAUGUCAAGUUUUUGGCAAUAGGAGCAGUUGCCGAAAUCCUAGCAGGUCGAAAGGCAUGAUGUGUUAACUUGGCGCUUCCGAGUACCUGCAUAUAAAUCGAAGUUUGAUCCAUUAGAUUGUACUACAAUCAUGGAGAACAUAGAAGAAUCAGAGAGUUAGCCAAAAAAAAAACUUGAGAAUGGGUCCACUAGGACUGACCAUGGUC